GUGUCUUCGAAAUGAACGCAGGCCACACCUGACUUCCAGCUGAUAGCAACCUAAAGCAUGAAUCCUUCGGGUUGUUCGAAGGAAGACACGUCUUCCAAACUGCUCCAGUCUUCCGGGAAGACAGAUGCAUCUAUCUUUGAGUAUGCGCCGGAUACACGACUUGGAUGUGACUUUGUCCCGCCAGAAGAUGACGUAACAGUUCCUGGUUCUCUUUUAAAUUAUGAAGGAAAACAGCGGACAGAUGCUGACGACAACGCCUUUGACCGUGGUGGAUACGGCUGGGUGGUAUGUGUCGCCUGUUUCGCCGGACAGUUCAUGUUCCCUCUGGGACUCAGCUAUGGUCUGUUCAACGUCGUCCUCCUGGAACAGUUCGGCGGGACCAAGAUGGAGACGGCUCUUGUUGGUUCUGUUUGCUAUGGGCUGAUGCAAGGCAUGGGUGUGGUGUCCGGUACUUUAGCCAACCGCCUCGGCCACAGGAUGACCUGCAUGAUAGGAAGUUUGUUGACAACAUCAGGUUACAUCAUCAGCGCAUUCUCACCGAAUCUUGGCCUUCUCUAUUUCUCCUACGGCGUUAUGACCGGAACCGGUGUCUCAAUGAUGACUUUCACAACCAGCAUCAUGGUUAACUUCUAUUUCAAGAAAUACCGCAAUCUGGCAGUGGGGAUAAUGACGUCAGGUGCUGGCGUCGGCUACUUGGUAUUUCCACUGAUGAUCGAACAUUUUAUCGAAACAUACUCGUGGAGGGGAGCCAUGGUAUUGCUAGCUGGGAUAUCUUUUCAAGGCUGUGUUGUCGGCGCCCUGUUGAGACCCAACGAACGCCUGAAGACAUUUAGAGCAAGGACAGAACAACCAAAGACCACUCUUCACUUGAGAUUGUUCAGAAAAUGGACGUUUAUUUUGCUGAUUUUUAUCUUGUUCACUUACGGUAUAAGCGCGUCAAUAUUUUUCACCAUUUGUCCCCACAGGGUUGUGACAUAUGGAUUCAGUAUAGAGCAAGGAGCACUAUUGUUGUUCCUGACUGGCAUUGCCUCACUCGCCGCCAGACUAUUUAUCGGGGUGGUCUUUCAGUUCUUCAAAUAUAACACCAGUAUUGCCUUAGGAACAGCCAUAACUGGCAUGGCUGUUGCUCAUUUAGUACUGGCCUUCCAUCACAACCAACUAUGGGUUCUUAUUCUAGUCUCAGUGGGAUUCGGGUUGAUGUUUGGACUGUUGGCGUAUAGCUAUACCUUAUGUGUUGUGACAUUUUUUGGCCUUGAGCGUCUCAACAGUGCCUUUGGGUUCAUCGUCACCGGUAACGGACUGGGAGGGUUACUGGGACCGUCUUUAGCAGGGUUUUUAUACGACUCUACCGGUGACUACCAGGUUGCAUUUUCUGUUGCAAGUGCCUUAGCCUUUAUUGGCGGUUUGUUGAAUAUACCAAUGUACUUUUACAUGCGAAGAAAGCUAACGCACAAAAUAGUUAUAGAUUAAAAGUCUUUUAUUGUUUAAUACAUGGUUCAAUUUCACCUUUUUGUGUU
This is a messenger RNA of Lineus longissimus, 1517 nucleotides long. Its product is annotated as monocarboxylate transporter 13-like. Lineage: Eukaryota; Metazoa; Nemertea; Pilidiophora; Heteronemertea; Lineidae. The transcript is spliced from 4 exons. Bases 58 to 1470 code for a protein of 470 amino acids. Gene Ontology annotation, biological process: transmembrane transport. Gene Ontology annotation, molecular function: monocarboxylic acid transmembrane transporter activity. Gene Ontology annotation, cellular component: membrane. The record is from RefSeq and is a predicted model, not a curated record.